Molecule: messenger RNA, 1721 nt
Organism: Ceratotherium simum simum (southern white rhinoceros)
Lineage: Eukaryota; Metazoa; Chordata; Mammalia; Perissodactyla; Rhinocerotidae
Source: RefSeq, a predicted model, not a curated record
CCCUGCAAGCUGCAUCAGGCUUUAUCCUACUUGUUCCUUUGGUGAACCAGGUUCACUCAAACUUGCAAAAAGAUGAGCAACCUCCUGAGAAAUGUUGUCACUGUCAUUGACGUUUUCUACAAAUACACGAAGCAGGAUGGGGAAUGUGGCACGCUGAGCAAGGAUGAGCUAAAGGAACUUCUGGAGGAGGAGUCUUGUCUAAUUCUGAAGAACCCAGAUGAUCCAGACACAGUGAAAGUCAUCAUGCAUAUGCUGGAUCGAGAUCAUGACCUAAGACUGGACUUUACUGAGUUUCUUCUCAUGGUGUUCAAGCUGGCUAUGGCCUGCAACAAGGUUCUCAGCAAAGAAUACUGCAAAGCUUCAGGGUCAAAGAAGCACAGGCAUGGUUGCCAAUACCAAGAUAAAGAAAGUGAAACAGAAGAGGAAGAAAAGAAUACAUCAGGACAGAGAUCAGGUUACAUAUAUUCAAGUUGCAGUGAGGGAGAGGAGCAUGGUUACAGUUCUGAGGGAUUGAGGGGAACUGCAAAACACAGACAUGGGUCUAACUCCAGGGGGCUGGGAAGGCAAGGUGGUUUCUCUAGCUCAAGGAACUAAGAGGGAUCUGAGAAAAGGUGCCGUGGGUCUACCUCUGGUCACUCAUGGAGUAGUAGCAAAGAAAGACAUGGCUUCAGCUCUGGAGAUCUUGGGAAAAGAAGAAACAAGUCACAUGUUAGCCCCUCUAAGGAAUCUGGGGAGGAAUAUGAAUCUGGGUGUGGAUCAAAGAGUGGGAAAAGGAAAGGUCAUGGUGGUCUGUCACGUGGAUCGGAUGCUAGUGGACAUGAAUCAAACUCUACUCAGUCAAGGGGUAGAGGACAAAAGCUUGGGUCUAGCUCUAGAGGUUCGGGAGACAGUAGAAGGCAAAGCCAUGCAUGUGGUUCCAGCAAUUUAGGUGGGUGUGGAGGGUCACAAAAUGCUUCUAAUUCUUGUCAGGCAGGUAGAUUUGGAGGGCAAAGAAAUCAAUCUAGCUGUACCCAGUCAUGUUAUCAAUUAGGAAGUAGUGGAGGACAAGGUCAUGGAUGUAUCUCAAGUGGUCAGUCCUCUGGGUAUGGUCAACAUGAGCCUAGCUCCUGUAGCCAGUCUUCUAGUCAGAGAGGAUAUGGAUCUAGAGUGUGUGGUCAACCACAGAGCUGUGGAGGACAACAGGGAAGAGGUUAAAGUCAAUCUUCUAGCUGUGGACGAUAUGGGUCUGGAACAAGUCAGUUUUCUAGUUAUGGUCAACAUGGUCUAGUUCCCAUAGACACUCUUCGAACUCUGAUCAAAAAAGGUCUGGUUCAAAUGAAUUUUCUAAAUGUGAUCAACGUGGGUCUGGCUCUGGUCAGUCCUCUGGCUUUGGGCAAUAUGAGUCAUGCUCAGCUCAGUCCUCUGGCUUUGGCCAACACAGGUCUAGCUCAGGUCAGUCCUCUGGCUUUGGCCAACAUGGGUCUAGCUCAGGUCAGUCCUCUGGCUUUGGCCAACACGAGUCUAGCUCAGGUCCAUCCUCUGGCUUUGGCCAACACAGAUCUAGCUCAGGCCAAUCCUCUAGCUCUAGACUACAUAGAUCUGGCUCAGGUCAAUCCUCUAGCUUUGGACAACAUGGAUCUGACUCCGUCAGUCCUCUGGCUUUGGACAAUAUGGGUCAAGUUCAAGUCAGUCCUCUGGAUUUGGACAACAUGGGUCUAGCUCAGGGCAAUCCUCUAGUUUUG